This is a messenger RNA of Musa acuminata AAA Group (dessert banana), 2810 nucleotides long. Its product is annotated as ribose-phosphate pyrophosphokinase 1-like. NCBI's taxonomy places the organism in Eukaryota, Viridiplantae, Streptophyta, Magnoliopsida, Zingiberales, Musaceae. Bases 247 to 1401 code for a protein of 384 amino acids. Gene Ontology annotation, cellular component: cytoplasm; ribose phosphate diphosphokinase complex. Gene Ontology annotation, molecular function: ribose phosphate diphosphokinase activity; magnesium ion binding. The transcript is spliced from 9 exons. Gene Ontology annotation, biological process: purine nucleotide biosynthetic process; 5-phosphoribose 1-diphosphate biosynthetic process. The record is from RefSeq and is a predicted model, not a curated record.
UGAGCCCUUCGAAGAUUCAAAGAAGGCACUCGAGAGCCAGCGAGGGAAAGAAGAGAGAGAUAAUGGGGCGGAAGAACUUUCCUGUUCUGGAGGUUCAUCCCCUCUUCCUCCCCCUGUCUUCCGUUCAUUCACCUUCCGGAUAUUCUUCCCAUAUACCCACUUCGUUCCUCGUCCGUUACCCGAUUCUCAUUCCCCCAUCCGAGGCGCAUCCGCUUUCCAGUUUCUGUCGGGUUCCACACGGCGACCAUGGUCAUUUCCUCUGUGUUCACGACGCCUGCAGCUCCGCCUCUUCUCGCAUGCAAAUCGGGGUUCAAUCAGGCGCCUCUGCCUGUUCACAUGAGGUUAGGCAUAUCUAAGUCAUCACAGCUGUCUAAUGGAAGAUUGUCGCUACCUGGGUUCUCAUGCACACAUCAGGAGAGCAUAGUUGCCCUGAAUCCUGAUAGUACAGUGAAGCCUGAAGGUAGAGUGAAAAUAUUCUCUGGGUCAGCAAACCUUCUGCUUGCACAGGAAAUUGCCUCCUACAUGGGCAUGGAACUUGGUAAGAUUAACAUCAAACGCUUUGCUGAUGGGGAGGUCUAUGUGCAACUGCAAGAGAGUGUAAGGGGCUGCCAUGCGUUUCUUGUGCAACCAACAUGCCCCCCAACAAAUGAGAAUCUUAUGGAGCUCUUGAUCAUGAUAGAUGCAUGUCGGAGAGCUUCCGCACGAUCCAUUACAGCUAUCAUUCCAUAUUUUGGAUAUGGUAGAGCAGAUAGAAAGACUAAAGAACGUGAGUCCAUUGCAGCUAAACUUGUUGCAAACCUGAUCACAGAAGCUGGAGCCAACCGUGUCGUUUCUAUUGAUUUCCAUUCUGGACAGGCAAUAGGAUAUUUUGAUAUUUCUGUUGACCAAGUGUAUGGCCAGCCUGUGAUUUUGGAUUACUUGGUUAGCAAAAACAUUCCUUCAAAGGACUUGGUUGUUGUCUCACCUGAUGUGGGUGGGGUUGCUCGUGCACGUGGUUUUGCCAAGAAGUUGUCAGAUGCACCUUUAGCUAUUGUCGACAAAAGGCGUCAAGGCCAUAAUAUUUCUGAGGUUAUGAACUUGAUUGGUGAUGUGAAAGGAAAGGUUGCUGUUUUGGUGGAUGACAUGAUUGAUACUGCCGGGACUAUCACUAAUGCGGCAGCUUUAUUACAGCAGGAAGGUGCUAAUGCAGUGUAUGCAUGUUGCACUCAUGCUGUUUUUAGCCCUCCUGCAAUAGAGAGGCUGUCCAGUGGUGUGUUUCAGGAAGUGAUAAUAACAAACACUAUCCCAGUUGCAGAACAUAAUUAUUUCUCUCAACUAACUGUCCUUUCUGUUGCAAACCUUCUAGCUGAGACCAUCUGGCACAUACAUUCUGAUGGCUCUGUUAGUGGUAUGUUCAAGUAAGGUUAUGGCAGGAGGAAUUUUGAUGAAGUUCAUCAUGGGCUUGGCAAAUUGAGCAGGCAAAACCAAAAAAUUACUGCUAGUAUAAGUUGUUGUCUUUUUAUGUUUGCUAAAAGAAGUCAUUCAAGGAACCGUAGUUAUAUUGCCGGCCUUUGUGUUCAUCAACGAAUGAUUGGGAACAAUGAAGAAUAGCACAUGACUUUUCUGUUGUUUCCAACCUCCCACACCGCAUGGGCAGGAAGUAUACUGUCACUCUUUAUUUACUGCUUCCGCUCUGGAAAACAGACGUUUUUUGUUCUCAGGGACUAAAAUAUGAUGAAAAAGAUAAAGGCAUGCCUUUUCUUCAGCUUAUGCAGAUGAGCUUUUUUUGAAGCGUCGCACAACUUGGCAGGCAGAUCGAGUUGAAAUCUUCUUAUAUUAAAUAACAUGUUUCUGCCACACGAAUUUAUUGGGACAUCAUCAACAUCCAACGGCUUCAGAAGUGGAACACUGAUGUAGUGCAACUCAGAGGAAUCAUCUUCGGGAACAGGUACGCAUGUGUCUGACACGCUUGCUGCCAGUAGAGUAGAAUGGUAAUAAGUAGAAAGCAUCCGAAGAGACCAAGUAGCAUCAGAGGGACGAGGAAAGGGGAACCCCUGGUAGACUGAGACCUGCGUCGGCAAUAAAGAUGUAUGCGGAUGGGUCGUGGAUGCGGUAACGCAUGAGUGAUGUCGGUGCUGGAUCGGUUGUGCCGUACGUUCCCAGUGAAACUGUUCUUUCUGCCACUCUGCUCAUCCAUUGCUUCUCCAUCAGACCGGCUGUUAUCUCCGACUUGAACAAUCCAGUAGCUAUAGAGUUCACUCGACAGCUCCAGCGCCAUCACCUGUUCCAACGACACAACACAUAAUAUUGUCGGAUAUCUGUCAUUAAGACACGAGAAGAAUAAGCCCUCCUUUCCGAUGGCCAAAACGACAUCGUCGUGCAUCAAUUUGAGGUGAUAGCUGCCAUCAAAACGUACGUAGGCAGUGAAAUUUGUGCCGCUACUUAUACGGAAUUUAUAAAGGAAAGUAUUAGAUGAGUCAACCCAACGAGUUACGAAGGUGGGGUAGCUUAUUUACAAUCAUGUUGAAUUUGGGAUAUGGUAGCAUCUUAUUCACUAAUCCCUCAGUUAUGUAUUAACAUGUUAACUAUAUGACAUUGAAAUAUCAGUUACGUGAUGUCAAAGUAUCGAUCAUGAGACAUCAAGGUGUUGAUCACGUAACUAUGAAGUAUCGGUCAUGUAGUAUCGAUGUAUCUACCAUGUGAUUCUAAGGUAUCGAUUGCGUAGUGACAAGAUGUGCAUCAUGUGAUAUCGAUAUGUUAACUACAUGAUGUCAAGACGUACAAGAUGUGCAUCACGUAGUAUCGAUUCUCUAUUUUACUGGAGAAAGAUA